Effrenium voratum is the source of this 1455-nucleotide messenger RNA. The record is from the annotation of a GenBank genome assembly. Lineage: Eukaryota; Dinophyceae; Suessiales; Symbiodiniaceae.
AUGCUUGCGCAGCGGGACGACUUCUUCGAGUCUUGGCUUCAAGUGCUCGAGGCCAUUUGGAGGUCGGCCAAUAUGCCGCUGCUGCUGCUGGACUCUUCGCCCUGGCCCUUUCGGAUGACGAACAUCUCAGCGAUCCUUGCAGAGGCGGAGCCACGUUUGUCGGAAAGGCCGGCAAGCCCUGGCCAGUGGGCAUCCAGAUCGAGCACUCGCGCUUGGGUGCCGAUGCCGAAGGUGCCGAAGGCCAUCCGCGUGUGGUCCUUGGGCCUCCACGCUACGCUGGCGAUGGAGCCCGAGAGCAUUUGGAAGCUCCUGUCGGCGGGAUCCUGGGAGAUUUCGGUGGAGAUGGUCCUGGCGCGGAACUACUGCAACCUCGGUGAGAUGGGCCGCUGCACGCAGAACGCCGCCUUUGCCGAGCUUCUGACAAAGCAUGUGAUACCUCGAGCCCCGGCCUUGAACAAGCUCAACAAGUUCCCCCACGUGGCUGAAGCGGAUCAGUUGGAGCGGGAGUUCCGGGCCAUCGCGGAGGUGGAUGAGGGAGUACGAAAAGCAGAUGUGCUGAUGUGCUCCGAGCCACCCUUCUUUUGCCAGAUGUUCCUCGGAAUGGGCAAGACCAUCUUCGGCUACAUUGGCAACCCAUUCGGGGCGUAUCUGCUGCCGGGGCAGCCACAGGAAGAGUUCUACCAGGCCUUUCAGACCAAGCUGGCGGUGGGAAUGAACAGCUUUGCUUGCAUGUCUCCGUAUCUCGCGGCACUCAUCUACUGGCACUCCGGCAUCCACGUGCCCGUGGUUAGGCCUUUGGGCCUAUACACAGCCGCCAGCUACAUGCCCAGCCCGCUUGCGAAGAUCUUGGUCACGAAGUCUAUCUUCGUGGCAACGGACAUGGCCUUAGUGCUCAACGACUUUGUGCAAGCCUUGCAAGAGCUCGAGGAGAAGGCGCGGGUUCCUCUGAAGCACUUCCAGAGCAAUGCCACUCGAUUUGUCCGCCUGGAGCAUUUGUCGGACCGGUCUUGGGCCAACUGGGCGCGGCACCGCGCGGCGGUGUUCUUGCCCUACGACCCGCAGCAAAUGGUCUUCUACGAGCUCUACAGCAUGGCAAUACCCAUGCUGGUGCCGGAUGACUCCUUGCUGCCCUUCUUCAUACGCUUUGGCUACACCAAUCUGCAGGAGUUCCGCUAUCAAAGACCUGGAUGGCACGUUCCGCCUGAGGAGUUGCCCGACUGGGGGGAGAACGCGAUGCCCCGAGAGCUCCGGUGGUGGUCGUCACUGACAGACUUUGCACUGUCGCCCCAUUUGCUGCGCUGGCGCUCGAUUCCGGAGCUGCUGUGGCAAGUGCUGAGAGGAGCGGACUUGGAGAAAAUCUCGAGCGGCAUGAGGAUGGAGAGCCAGGUGCGGCUGUUGCACGCCGCAGACUUCUGGAGGGAGGCCUUCAACCGAGCCUCGGCAGCCUUGGCGUGA